This is a messenger RNA of Myotis myotis, 7108 nucleotides long. RefSeq names its product EYA transcriptional coactivator and phosphatase 3 (gene EYA3). Gene Ontology annotation, cellular component: nucleus. The transcript has 19 exons. The record is from RefSeq and is a predicted model, not a curated record. The coding region runs from base 1477 to 3393 and encodes 638 amino acids. NCBI's taxonomy places the organism in Eukaryota, Metazoa, Chordata, Mammalia, Chiroptera, Vespertilionidae. Gene Ontology annotation, molecular function: protein tyrosine phosphatase activity. Gene Ontology annotation, biological process: cell differentiation; negative regulation of extrinsic apoptotic signaling pathway in absence of ligand; positive regulation of DNA repair.
ACAAUUUAAGGGAAAAGAGGUCAAUGCCCUUUACUAGUCAGGUAUUACAUGUUUUAAAAAUUCUUGCAGCACACUGGUUGAGCAUGGAUAAAGAAAAAAGUUUACAAUUCUUUUAAGAAAGCUAAUGAAAUAUUGAUUGUAAACUUUCUAGGCAGCAUGAAACAGGAAAAUAUGAAAAAAUUUUACAAAUAUUAAUGUAGCUUCAAUUCAGUACUAGCAAAUGGAAUUCAACAGUACAUGAAAAUAAUCUUCAGCCCCAGGGUUUCAGCUCUGAAAUAAAUGCAUAUGUGGUUCAGUAUUAGGAAAUCUAUAUACAUGUUCUAUUAAUAGGUGAGAGAAAACCACAUGAUCAUUUUUUUGAUGCCAAAAAAGCAUUUGACCUAAUUAAUAUCAAUUCCUGAUAAGCAUUCUCUGUGUAAUUAAAAUUGAUGAAUUCUUAUUUCACAUGAUUAAGAAAAAUUUUAUUUCAAACCAAAACCAUUGUCAUGCUUAGCGAGUGGUAUGCUAGAAGUAUUUUUAUUAAUGUAAGGAACAAGAAAAGGAUGCCCAACGUUUAGCACUGUUACAUAAUAUUAUAGUGAAGGUGUAAGUCAAUAUCCAAGAUUAAUAUUGGGGAGAGAGGAAGCAAAAUUUUUGUGCAGCAGGGGACAAUAUAUACAUGAAACUCAAGAAUCAACCAUUUUACUGUUCUCGUUGUUAGAAACAAUAAGAGACUUUGGUAACGUGGCUCUUUACAAAAUUAAUGUACCAGAAUCAUCAGCUUUCCUAUAUAUAAAAAGCAGCUUCUUUAGAAAAUAUAACGAAAAAUAUAAGAAACAAAAAGAUAAGAUACCAACAUAAGUAAAUGGAGAGGCUCUACUAAGAGACAUUUUAAAAAGAUUAACUGGAAAUACUGUGCUCUUAGGAGAGCUCAAUAUUGUAAACUUAUUGGUUUUCCCUAAAUUAUUUUAUGUACUUAAUGCAAUUUAAAUUAAAAUAUUGUUAGUUUUUUAAAACUUGACAACAUUACUGUGAAGUUCAUUUGGAAAGCAUAAAAUGUGAGAAAGAAGAAGGAAGAAGAGAAGCUAGCCUUUCAAGUAUUAAAACACAUGAAAAAAAACACCUCUACGGUAUGUUAGGAAAUUAUAAUAUUUCAAGUUGGUUUCCGAGGAAGUACCAAAUAGACUCUGAAACAAAUAGACUAAUAACAAAAUCUAGAAAUUGCAUAUAUAUAUAAAUAUGUGUGUGUAUAUAUAUAUAUAUAUAUAUAUAUAUAUAUAUGGAUUUAUGCAUUAUAAAAUUGGCAUUUCAAGUAAUUGGAGAAAAUGGCAAGAUUUAGUAAAUGGUAUUAGGACAAGUGGUUAAGUAUUUGGUGGAUCAGUCAAAUAACACCUAACACUUAUGUAUCAGGGCAGCUAUCAUAAACUCUUUAUAUUUAUUAAUAUAUUUAAUUCUCCCAACAACUUUGUGAGAUACUGUUUUACCCCCAUUUUAUAGAUGGGGAGAUUGAUGCAGAGUCACACAGCAAUUAAGUGGCAGAAAGUGGGAUUCAAGUAUAGGCAUUCUGGUUCCAUGCUUGUGUAUUUCUUCAGUGGCCAGAUGGCCAACAAACCAAAGCAGAGAGACUGUGAAGACUGCUCAGAGACACUUGCGAUCCAGUCACAUAAGUGGAAUAAAGAAAUAUUGGUCCUCAUGGAAGAAGAACAAGAUUUACCAGAGCAACCAGUUAAAAAAGCCAAGAUGCAGGAAUCGGGAGAGCAAACUUUAAGUCAAGUAAGCAACCCCGAAGUCAGUGAUCAGAAACCUGAAACUUCAAGCCUUGCUUCAAACCUUACCAUGUCAGAGGAAAUAAUGACAUGUACCGAUUACAUCCCUCGCUCAUCCAAUGAUUAUACCUCACAAAUGUAUUCUGCAAAACCGUAUGCACAUAUCCUCUCAGUUCCUGUUUCGGAAACUGCUUAUCCUGGGCAGACUCAGUACCAGACACUACAGCAGUCUCAACCGUAUGCUGUCUACCCUCAGGCAACCCAAACGUAUGGACUACCUCCUUUUGGUGCAUUGUGGCCAGGUAUGAAACCUGAAAGUGGUUUAAUUCAGACUCCACCUCCAAGUCAACACAGUGUUCUUACCUGCACUACAGGGUUAACCACAAGCCAGCCAAGCCCAGCACAUUAUUCUUAUCCCAUUCAAGCUUCAAGCACAAAUGCCAGCCUGAUAUCCACUUCAUCUACAAUUGCCAAUAUUCCAGCAGCAGCAGUUUCCAGCAUCUCAAACCAGGACUAUCCCACCUAUACUAUCCUUGGUCAGAGUCAGUACCAGGCCUGCUACCCCAGCUCCAGCUUUGGAGUCACAGGCCAAACUAACAGUGAUGCUGAGAGUACCACAUUAGCAGCAACCACAUACCAGACGGAGAAGCCUAGUGUCAUGGUACCUGCGCCUGCAGCACAGAGACUUUCCCCUGGAGACCCUUCUACAAGCCCGUCUUUGUCCCAGACUACACCAAGUAAAGAUGCUGAUGACCUGUCCAGAAAAAACAUGACUGGAAAGAACCGGGGCAAGAGGAAGGCUGAUGCUAGCUCUUCCCAGGACAGUGAAUUGGAACGGGUAUUUCUGUGGGACUUGGAUGAAACUAUCAUCAUCUUUCACUCCCUUCUUACUGGAUCCUAUGCCCAGAAGUAUGGAAAGGACCCAACAGUAGUGAUUGGCUCAGGUUUAACUAUGGAAGAAAUGAUUUUUGAAGUGGCUGAUACACACCUAUUUUUCAAUGACUUAGAGGAGUGUGACCAGGUGCAUGUGGAAGAUGUGGCUUCUGAUGACAAUGGCCAAGACUUAAGCAACUAUAGUUUCUCAACAGAUGGUUUCAGUGGCUCAGGAGGCGGUGGCAGCCAUGGUUCCUCUGUGGGUGUACAGGGAGGUGUGGACUGGAUGAGAAAACUGGCUUUCCGUUACCGAAAAGUGAGAGAAAUCUAUGAUAAGCAUAAAAGCAACGUGGGUGGCCUUCUCAGUCCCCAGAGAAAGGAAGCACUGCAGAGACUAAGAGCAGAAAUUGAAGUGUUAACAGAUUCCUGGUUAGGUACUGCACUGAAGUCCUUACUUCUCAUCAAGUCCAGGAAGAAUUGUGUGAAUGUUCUGAUCACUACAACCCAGCUGGUUCCAGCUCUGGCCAAGGUUCUCCUAUAUGGGCUUGGAGAAAUAUUUCCUAUUGAAAACAUCUAUAGUGCUACCAAAAUUGGUAAAGAGAGCUGCUUUGAGAGAAUUGUGUCAAGGUUUGGAAAGAAAGUCACGUAUGUAGUGAUUGGAGAUGGACGAGAUGAAGAAAUUGCAGCCAAACAGCACAACAUGCCUUUCUGGAGGAUCACAAACCAUGGAGACCUAGUGUCCCUCCACCAGGCUUUGGAGCUUGAUUUUCUCUAAGAACUGGAAUGAAGAGCCUUCCCCAUGAGCUGCUUUUCACUCCUGAAAGGAGCCGGAGACUGGAACCAACUGAGAACUCACUCUCUUUCUCCAUGGAAUGCUGGCGAGAACACAAUCAGAACCAACAGCUGCAAGGGAUGAAGCUUAUUUUUGCUAAGAGUGAGCUGCAGCCCCGUCGGGUUCAUUCUCAUGCAGAAGCAGGACAGUUGGAUUGAGAGAACAAUAGACUCACUGCAGCUACAGUGCUUUUAAUUCUGUGUUUUUUGUUUUGUUUAUUUUGUUUCAAAAAAUGAAGAAGAAAAAACAAAAGGAAAUUUUGGGGGCAGAGUUGCACUCUUUGUCCAUGACCUGGUUGAGAACUGCUGUUAACUUGUGGUGAUAGGAUAAAUGUGGCAGACUUUUGUAAUAACAUCUCUUGCAGUCUUUAUAAACUCCUUAGCUGUAGAACAUAUUCCCAGUGAAUGUAUAUGUAAUUUUUAUAGGUAAGGGUCUGGUCUCGGACGCAGGUUUUCCCUCCUUUCUUUCCUAGCAAGAAAGGGAUGUGUAAAGUUUCCUUGGAAAAUAGUAAUUGAAAUAUCUGAAAUACCUCUCUGUGUGACAGUAGCACCUCUUUAGUUGCUCCAGUGGUCUGCUUUCUAGGAUGGUUUCUCUCCUGUUCUUCCAUCUCCUGGUUUGCUGAACUGUGGGGCACUGGACACUGAUUAACUUUAGACUCUGGUAUUUCCCAUCCUAGAAGCUUCAGUCCCCUUUCCAAUCCCUCCUCCCCUUUAACCAAAUGGCACAAUCCUGGAAACUUCUUCUCUUAGACAGUAAAUGCUAAGCCUUCAGCUUGACUCUGAUUCAAAGACUAUGUCCAGGGGGCUUACCUCUAAACUGGAGAGAAGGGACUAAGGCUUCUUGUGAAUUUUCACUUCUUUGGUUCUUGAACCAGGACUGUUCCACCUUUUCCUCCUGCAGAGAGGCACUCCUACCCCAACAGAUGCUCACCCUACAGCCUUCCUUCCUUCUUAGUCCCCAGUGUAGGCUCCUGUCCCUUUCCUGCCCUGCAUUCCUCACAGCCACCUCCGUGCAGCUCUGGCCAAUCCCUGGGCUUUGGACCCAAGAAGUCAAAUUAAGUCUAAGAACAAGCUCAUAACUACAUUUGGCCAAAACUACCAAUGUAGUUGACUUUCUUUGAAGCCCUUAAGCCUAGCAAGGGUAUUCUGGGUAUAUUUACCCAGAUCUCUGUCUGGAACUGAAGAGAUUUCUGUGAUCAAAACCCAAUUUUCCCAUGGUACACCCUCCCCUCUUCUCAAAUCUCAUUCUAAAGUAGAAAACCAGAAGCCAGAAAUACUCCUGUUUUAGUUGUUGGGUCCCUACUCCAUGCCUGGAAACUUAAUCCUGGGCCAAAUGCAGGGACAUCUCCCAGCCUGGCCUCUGGGGAGAUUGAUGGGUGCCAGGCACUAGUCCCAGCCUUCUAGCCCAACUGUGUUUGUGGGUGCUCCAUCCCUCCACGACCCACCUGGGCAUCUGCUCAGGCAGGAUAAACUUCCCUAGAGCUGAGGACAUUCAGCCUCUCCCAGGCUGCAGAGAGGUGUAGUCUGGAACUCAGUAGGACCAACCCCAGCGAUACCUGCUUGACCCCAGAGAAUCUGCAUAUUCAUUUCUAGAGAUGUUGCAGCACAAAGAGGCCAGACUCCUCCCGAGUCCAGGUCAUUCAUGUAGCAGAGAAAGGCUGUUCAUACACAUUCCUUCAGAACUGAAUGAGAAACAACUCAUGGCUCACAAUUUUAGGGAACAGGUCUUUGGAGAGGAGCUGAAGUCAGUGCUCAUUGCUCAGCUGCUGCUUUGGCCUUGCUCUCAUCGGUGGGGUGGAAGUGGGGGUUAUGUGGUCUAAGGCAGACUUUCCCUUGGUCUGAGUUCAGCACAGUUGCCCAGAUGCCGCUCUGCCUUGCUUGAUAAUUGAUCUUAGAAAGCUCUAGGGUGGAUCUUUUCUUCCAGGCCCAUGCCCUCCACCCACCGGCCGUGUAACUUGGUUUCCUACCCUGGACAAAGGCCACCCGGUUGGUGCUGUGUUUCAGGCUUGUGAGGCUGUGGAGUGGUACCCCCAUCAUAGACCCAGGUCCACACACAAACCCUUCCCUCUCCCUGCCCUUUGGGAGAAGCUCUUCAUUCCUAGAAUAUGACGUGGACCCCUUUUCAUUGGUCUUUUCCUGACUGCCCAGCUGAGGUCUGUGCAAAGGACCUUGAAAUUGACCAAGAGAGGUGAGGAAGCUCAGCAGAGCAGUCGUUGCUCUUUUUUGGUUGUUGCCACACUCAUUUAGGGGCAGGCAGAAACUGGGACCUGGCUCCUCUUUGCCAAAAUGAAUUGUCCAGGGAACACAGUGCUCUUUACCGCGUUUUUCUCCUCCCAGUACAAAGACCUGGACAGGAAAAUAAGUGGGAGCACCAAGAGCUCCUAGAAGCCGAGGGCCCCGGGACACUGGGGGUCCUUUCGACGAGGGGGAAGCCCUGUUUACUAGAAAGAAUCCCCGUGAGAUUGGCCACAUGAUGAAUCCUUUCCCCAGCUGGAGACUGGGUUCUGUAAGAUGGGUCUGCACAUUUCGUGGAGAGGACUUUUCUAGUAAGGGAUCCGGAGUUGUCAAGUGUGUCCUGGGUUUAAGAGGUGGCUUGACUCUCGAAUGUAAAACUGACUGUGCCUUAGCAUCACCCUGUCCAGUGCCCCCGGGGCAGCUGGUGGUGUCCAGGAGAAUGGAUUCCUGCUCCAGAUUUAGAUGCUUUUAUUUGGUUUGGGGUGUUCCUAUCUUCUGCUCUGCAAGUUGGGAGGGGCCAAAACGAGUGUCCCAGGAGGCUUGUGCCACAGUUUGUUCGCAGUUUACACACACUCAGCGCUAAAGCUCCCAAGUAGAAUCUGACUGGCAAACCGGCUGCAGCAUGUGGAGCUUUUAGAUGUCCACUCCCUUGAAUGGGUGUCAGUGCUGCUGAAGCAUAGGGAAGAGGAGGAGGGAUAGAGCUGUUCUCCCACUUCCUGGGAGAGUGAUGCUCUGAGCCAAGGGGUCGUGAGCUUGGGGUGUUCCUCUCCUCCUGCAGGAAGGGGCAAGCAGGGCCCCUUUAAGCAAGCUUCUAUCUCUUACCACUAAUUUGGUUUCCUUUUCAUCCAAAAGUUGGAACUCCCCAGAUUUCCACCAUAACAAGCGAAAUCUGAAUUCUGAGAUUCUAAAAUAUCUUAUAUAUAUUAUGUUCUUAUCGAUUUUUAGAGAGAGAAGGAGAGAGAAACAUCGAUCAAUUGGCUGCCAUCUGCACACCCCCUACUGGGGAUCAAGCCCACAACCCAGGCCUGUGCCCUGACCAGGACCUCUUGGUGUAUGGGAGGAUGCUCAACCAACUGAGCCACGCUGGCCAGGGCAAAUUCUAAAAUAUCUUAAACCACAAGAGAGAAAAUCUAGUUCAGCAGGCCUUCUGUUUCUCUCCUCUUGAGUCAGACAGCUCUAGCAAGCAAGACUCAUUGGCUAGUUCCUAAUGCACUGACAGGAGCCAUCCCAUUAAGGGCAACUUCUCAAAGCCUGACCCUCUGGAUUACAGAUGCCUCAUUUAGCAGUAAAAGGCAUUGAUUGAAUUGGAUAUAUUUAUGUGACUGCGGGCAUUCAUGGCUGUAGAGUCUUUGACCAUAAUGUUAUAUGUAAUGGGAACUAUCUUGUAAACUUGAAAAAAAAAUAAAGUUUUUAUUUUCUAUACA